AUGAAAGACGUGGCCACCACCCCAAGCAAAAGGGGCAAGAGGUCUCUUCGGAACCAGCGCCUGGGCCACCAGCCCGGCCACCCACAGAAACCGCCAGACCUAGAUUACUUUUCCAAUGACAAUUUCUCAAGGUCGUUCAACUCGUUGAUUUUGGAUGACAUCACCGACGACCUCAAGCCUAAAAGACCCAUCAACAAGUCGCCGCCUUUUAACGUCAAGAAUGACAUGCACCCAUCAGAAAACCCUAGCAUCGACGACGACAUUGGCAGCUUUACCGAAGAAGACGAUGACGAGGAUGACCACACCAGCUUCCAUGAUGAAACCUCAUCGACCUUGAGGGCCACCAACUCGUCCCACUCCCAUCAUCUAUCAGGCACACCAGGCAAACCCUUGUUGAAACGCUCGUCAAAGUACUUCAACUUGUCGAUCGACUCGAAAUUCGAUGCGUCCAACCAAUCUCCGGUCUUAGACAAAUCGACACCUUUCAACAAGUUCAAACGCCCUCAUAAGCUUGUGAGCCAGUCGCCGUCUCCGAGUUCGGCAAACAAGCAGAAGGAUGUGCUGGCCGGGGCAGAAUUGAAGAGCCACAAGUUGUUUAAGAACGGAAACAAAAUAAGGAUCAUGUCUCCGCUCAAAUUUGCCUCUGCCACGCCGUCGAAGACGUCUCCCUUGGCCAACGCUGCCAACAGAGAUGCGUACAUGAAAACACUACAAGUAAGCCCGCAGCAAGGGUUCAGAUGCUCGUCUCCGAUCUUUGGCGGUUACAAUCCAUACAAUAACGUGGACGACUCGCCGCUGAGAAACAAGAAAUUCACUCAGUCCAACUCCACCAUUCCCUUUUACCAUGACGACGUGAAGGAUAUGGCCAAGAGCCGAAAGAUGGCCCAGAGUACACCAAACUUUCCCAGCAAAGAUAAAGAGAACCAACCUGGCUCCCACAAAACGUCUUACAAGUUUGUGAAACCGUUGCAGACGGCAUUCAGGUCUACCGGUCUAAUGAAGAAGAGCUCAAUGCCGAGCUCAAAUAAAAAACUACCGCCUGAAACACCAAUGAAAAGAAACCCCUUGACUUUGCUAAAUAAAGAUACCAACACCGUUAGUGAAUCGGUUGACUCCAUCAUAAGCCAUGAUCACUCCAUUGAAGUGGGUAGGAAUGCUGCUGCACCCGCCACUGCUGACACAUCAUCCUCAUUUUUCCACAUUGCAUCUUCAACAAAGCCACAGAAGACCCUCGAACUAGAGUUUGACAUCAAUGAUGAUUUGGAUCUAGACGACACAAUCCCAGAGACACCCACGAAGUCCACCAGCAGGAACAGAAUGCUAGCCGCUCUUCGAACCAGUUCUCCGCAGGUGCAAAUCAAUCAUAAACCUAUCAAUACUGAUCAUGAUGAACCCUGCACGCCAUUGCUGAAUAUCCCGUCACAUUCUGUUGGUUCUUCGCAGGCCACGAUCAACCUACCCAGUGGUGCCCUCGAAGGAUCAUUUUAUGAUCUGACUCUCACGAUAUCCACUAGCACACGAGGUGAAAAGUUAGGAGAGACUAACACUGUUGAUCAAUUGGAUGAUCAUCUUAUAAGCAAAUUUGGUGUGAAGAAUCUCAAUUAUAUUGGCAGCGGGCAAUUUUCUCUCGCCUUCAAGUGCAAAUUUCAGAACGAGAGAUUUGCAAUAAAGAGAACGAAAAAACAAGUCAUGGGAAAAUUGGAAAGAGAGUCAAUUCGUCGUGAAGUCGAAGCUUUGCGGUCACUCACGGCCAUUGACGAUGAAACUGAAGUCGAGGAAGGAAAGCAACACCUCGUGCUUUUCGUGGAGGCAUGGAGUUAUAACAACUACUACUACAUCAUGACGGAGUUUUGUGAAGGUGGUACUCUACAAGCAUUUCUCGAGGAGCACAAAAACUACAAAGUUGAUGAAUUCAGAGUUUGGAAAAUAUUGAUUGAGAUCAUGUCGGGCCUUAAGUUCAUCCACCUGAAGAACUUUCUUCACCUCGACUUGAAACCAGCAAAUAUAUUUGUUACUUUCGAAGGAUGCCUUAAGAUCGGUGACUUUGGGCUUGCUACCAAAUUGCCAAUCCUAGAAAAAGAUUUCGAUUUGGAAGGCGAUCGGAAUUACAUUGCCCCCGAGUUGAUAAAUGACAAAAUCUAUACCCCUUUUGCUGACAUUUUCAGUGUUGGCCUCAUAAUCUUAGAAGUCGCUACGAAUAUUAUUCUUCCAGGAAACGGCACUCCAUGGAGAAAACUCAGAAGUGGAGACUUGAGCGACGCUGGCAAGCUCUCGAGUGACAAUAUCAGCGAUUUUUUAAACCAUAACAAUUUCUCGUCAUUGACCUCAUACACAUCCUCGCAAAAUUCGCUCCAAUUCCCUCCGUCAGGACAUCACCAUUCCAGCUCAAAUGCAAUGAACGGUGAUAACCCUUUGCAACCGGCAGCACACGCAUUUGGCAGUAAAGGCGGGCCCUCUACUACCUCACUGCUUGGCAACGCUGGAAAUGUUGACAAUUUGAAGGAUUUCAUUCCUAGGAAUGCACCUGAAUUCCUUGUUGUGAACAAGCAUAAUCUCGAUAGACUUGUGAGUCGCAUGUUGAAGCCCAGUCCCUUCGAGCGGCCUACAGCUACACAGAUUUUGGAGAUGCCCGAAUGUGAAGAGAUUGAAAACAAAAGAAAAGCAGGAGCUACAAUUUUCGAAGGUGAGUUUGGACCUAACGAUGAUGACUAG
Molecule: messenger RNA, 2712 nt
Organism: Candidozyma auris
Lineage: Eukaryota; Fungi; Ascomycota; Pichiomycetes; Serinales; Metschnikowiaceae
Gene: SWE1
Product: tyrosine protein kinase SWE1
Exons: 1
Coding region: 1-2712 (903 amino acids)
Biological process (GO): protein phosphorylation
Molecular function (GO): protein kinase activity; ATP binding
Source: RefSeq, a predicted model, not a curated record